CUGAUCUCCUCAACAAUUCACAAGGAAGCUCUCCUAGUCAUACUUAGUAAACAUGGUCAUCGUCACUGUUGGGACUUGUAACUUCUUCAACUAGUCUAUGCCAGGACUGUCUAUACGCAAACUUUGGCAUCAGAUUUUAUCCUUCCCUUCAAACUUGCUACUCCAACACAACAGAAUGAGUUUCGAGUGGGACUUGUAACUUCUUCAACUUGUCUAAGCCAAUAUUGUCUGUCUGAAAGCAAACGCUAUUAUCAGAUAGACAAACUUGCAACCCCAACAGAAUGAUGCACUCUAGUCUGAGUUACGAGUGGGUUUUGUUAAUAUUCUUUCAUGGGAUUCUUCUAAUGUGCAUGAGCUCAUGUUUGAAAUCUGCAACAGUUCCAGCUAUUGCAAAUGAGACUGAUCGCCUGGCAUUACUUGACUUCAAGAAUCGGAUAACUCAAGACCCACUUCAGAUCAUGAGCUCAUGGAAUGACUCCAUACAUUUUUGCAACUGGUUAGGUGUUACAUGUGGCCCCUCCAGUAAACGAGUCAUGGUUUUGAAUUUGACAACUAAGAAAUUGUCUGGCUCCAUACCACCCUCUAUAGGAAAUCUUACUUACCUCACAAGAAUCGACCUACGAAACAAUAGCUUCUACGGUGAAAUUCCUCAAGAAGUGGGACGUCUACUACGCCUGCAGCGUCUCAUUUUGUGGUCGAAUUCCUUUGGUGGUAAAGUUCCAGCUAAUCUAAGUUAUUGUACACAACUUAGAGAGCUUGCUGUUACUUACAACAAUCUUAUUGGGAAAAUUCCAGACCACCUUAGCUCAUUGUCAAAGUUGGAGUUUCUAGGACUUGAUGUGAACAACCUGAUAGGACAUAUCCCAGCUUGGAUUGGAAACUUUUCCUCUUUGUAUGUUCUUAGUCUUUGCAGGAACAAUUUUCAAGGAAGCAUACCUAAUGAACUUGGCCGUCUAACAGGCUUGGAAUUUUUUCAGCUUUCUGUGAAUUAUCUGUCUGGUACCAUCCCUCCUCCGAUUUACAAUAUAUCUUCCAUAUACUAUUUCUCUGUUGCUCAAAACCGACUACAUGGAAGCCUUCCACCAGAUAUUGGUCUUACUCUUCCUAACCUUCAAAUAUUUUACUGCGGUCUUAACAAUUUCACGGGACCUAUUCCUGCGUCAUUGUCAAAUGCUUCUCAUCUUCAGGGUCUUUCCAUUAGCGGAAAUGGUCUAAUUGGGACAAUCCCUCAUAAUCUAGCAAUAUUGCAAGGCUUGGUUGCACUUGCUUUAGGUAGCAAUAGACUUGGAUAUGGGAAAGAUGGUGACCUGAAUUUUCUCAGUUUCUUGGCUAAUUGUACUAGUUUGAAGAUCUUGGUUCUCAGUUAUAAUUAUUUUGGAGGAGUUUUGCCCAACUCCAUAGCCAACCUUUCCACCCAGCUACAAUAUCUUUAUUUUGAUGUGAAUAUGAUCCGAGGUGACAUUCCUAUUGGAAUCGGGAACCUUGUUAACUUAGAAUCACUAGCACUAAGUGAUAACUAUUUGGGAGGUACUCUUCCUGAUGUUCUUGGGAAGCUUCAAAAGCUAAAGGAAUUAUAUUUGAAUGAUAAUAAAUUUUCUGGGCCAAUCCCUUCCUCUUUUGGUAACUUUACUGCAAUGAUAAUGCUCUCUAUGGCGAAGAACAGAUUUGAGGGAAAUAUACCCCUAAGCCUAGGAAACUGCCAAAAUUUGCUUUACCUAAACAUUUCUAGUAACAAUUUCACUGGCACCAUUCCAAAACAAGUUAUUGAUCUUUCGUCCCUUUCAAUUUCUUUAGACAUGUCUCACAAUUUCUUGAUAGGUGCACUGCCGUUUGAAGUAGGCAACUUAAUACAUCUUUCCUGGUUAGAUCUCUCAAAUAAUAGAUUAUCAGGCGAAAUUCCCACCACCCUUGAGACUUGUCUUAGUUUGGAACACUUGUAUUUGGAGGGUAAUUCAUUUCAAGGUGCAAUACCUCAAUCUUUGAAGACGUUAAGAGGUUUAGAACAAAUAGAUCUUUCACAGAAUAAUUUCUCUGGGAAUAUUCCUAAAUUUCUCGGUAAGCUUGUAUCACUCAAGCAUCUCAAUAUUUCAUAUAAUGAUUUGGAGGGCGAAGUGCCAAGUGAAGGGAUUUUUGCAAAUGCAAGCGAGAUUUCAAUCUUUGGAAAUAAUAAGCUUUGUGGUGGUGUCCAAGAAUUACAUUUACCUACAUGCACCAGGAAAAAUCAUCAUUCAUCUAAGAAGCUUCUUGCACUCAAAAUAGUAAUUCCUAUCACUAGCAUGGUCAUAUUUGUACUUAUUCUAUUGUAUUUUUUCCCUACAUGUUUUACUAUGAAAAAAUCAAGAGAGAGAGCAUUAACUACAUCUUCCAUUGAAGAUAGGAAAUUACUUGUCUCUUAUGCAGAACUCCUAAAAUCAACAAAUGGGUUUUCUGAGAACCAUUUGAUUGGUUCGGGUAGCUUUGGCUCAGUAUACAAAGGAGUUCUUUCCAAAAAUGGAGCAAUUGUUGCAGUUAAAGUAUUAAACCUUCAACAGAAAGGAGCUUCUAAGAGUUUCAUUAACGAAUGCAAUGCUUUGAGAAGUAUACGUCAUCGCAAUCUCCUCAAGGUUAUCUCUGCUUGCUCAAGCAUUGAUCAUGAAGGAAAUGACUUUAAAAGUCUUAUUUUUGAGUUCAUGUGCAAUGGUAGUCUGGACCAAUGGUUGCAUCCUAAAAAUGAUGUGCAACAUCAGAGCAAGAGAUUGAGAUUUAUUCAGAGACUAAACAUAGCUGUAGAUGUUGCUUAUGCAUUAGAAUAUCUUCAUCACCAUUGCGAAACACCAAUUGUUCAUUGUGAUCUAAAGCCAAGCAAUAUACUCCUUGAUGAAGAUAUGGUAGCCCAUGUUGGUGAUUUUGGAUUGGCAAAUUUCCUCUUUGAAGCAUCAAACAAUCCCUCCAAAUCUCAAACCUUGUCAGUUGGGCUUAAAGGUUCCAUUGGAUACAUUCCUCCAGAGUACGGGAUGGGUGGCCAAGUUUCAACAUUAGGAGACAUUUAUAGCUAUGGGAUACUCUUGCUGGAAAUGUUCAUUGGAAAAAGACCAAUUGAUGAAAUGUUCAAAGAUGGUCUGAGCAUUCACAAGUUCACUACAAUGACUUUGCCAGAACAUGUCAUGAAUAUAGUUGACCCAUCAAUGUUCUUUGUGGAGGAUGAAGAAGAUAUCUAUGAUGACAUAGAAGAAAUAACAAUAAUUGAAGAAGAUCCCCGUGUCAAUGUUAGUAGUAGAAUAAAAGAAUGCUUGAUAUCUGUAUUCCAAAUUGGAUUGUCAUGUUCUAAAGCAUCACCAGACGAGCGGAUGCCUACAAAUGUUGUAGUCAAUGAAAUGAAUGCAAUUAGAGACACAUUUCUUAAAUCUAAGAAGAAAAAUGAACCAGAAUGACUGAAUUGGAUGGAAGUAAUGAGUCAAAUGGACCUUCUCUGUUGUUGUACUAUUCCUGAGGCUAUUGUUAUUUGUCAAUGACAUUUUUCUUGAACCAUGUUCCUAUGUUCUUUUGAUUAUCGCAUGUAUGAUCCCUCCUUUGAUUUAUAAAAUAAUAUAUAUUCCAUACACUAUUCCUGUGCCA
Quercus robur (English oak) is the source of this 3594-nucleotide messenger RNA. RefSeq names its product probable LRR receptor-like serine/threonine-protein kinase At3g47570. Gene Ontology annotation, molecular function: ATP binding; protein kinase activity; protein binding. Bases 282 to 3410 code for a protein of 1042 amino acids. The record is from RefSeq and is a predicted model, not a curated record. Gene Ontology annotation, biological process: protein phosphorylation. The transcript has 5 exons. NCBI's taxonomy places the organism in Eukaryota, Viridiplantae, Streptophyta, Magnoliopsida, Fagales, Fagaceae.